Molecule: messenger RNA, 936 nt
Organism: Arvicanthis niloticus (Nile rat)
Lineage: Eukaryota; Metazoa; Chordata; Mammalia; Rodentia; Muridae
Source: RefSeq, a predicted model, not a curated record
AUGUCAAACCAAACUAUUGUAACUGAGUUCAUCCUCCUUGGACUUUCAGAGAACCCAAAAGUUCAGAAAAUAGUAUUUGUUGUGUUUUCUUUUGUCUACAUGGCAACAAUUGGAGGCAACAUAAUAAUUGCAGUGACCAUCCUCUGCACCCCUGCACUGCUUGAAUCACCCAUGUACUUCUUCUUGGCCUUUCUGUCCUUUCUGGAUGCAUGCAUUACUUCAGUCAUCACACCAAAGAUGAUUGUUGACUCUGUCAAUGACAGCAAAACCAUUUCCUUUGACGGGUGUAUGACCCAGAUCUUUGCUGAACAUUUCUUUGCAGCAGUGGAAGUGAUUGUCCUAAUAUCCAUGGCCUAUGAUCGAUAUGUAGCUAUUUGCAAGCCCUUACACUACUCUUCCAUAAUGAACUGGAGGCUCUGUGGCACUUUGGUGGCUGUAGCAUGGACAGGGGGCUUCUUACAUUCUAUCAUACAAAUUAUCUUCACUUUGCAGCUACCUUUUUGUGGACCCAAUGUCAUUGAUCACUUCAUGUGUGACUUGUUCCCAUUACUGGAGUUGGCAUGUACUAACACUUAUGUUUAUGGCCUUUUAGUGUUUGCCAACAGUGGGUCUAUCUGCAUCAUAAUCUUUUCUAUGUUACUAAUCUCCUAUGGUGUCAUCCUGUUUUCUCUAAGAAGUCACAGUUCUGAAGGACGGUGGAAAGCUCUCUCCACUUGUGGAUCCCAUAUUGCAGUUGUGGUUUCAUUCUUUGUCCCAUGCAUAUUUAUAUAUGCACGGUCUACAUCUGCAUCAUCUUUUGAGAAAAAGGUGGCUGUGUUCGAUGGCAUCAUGACUCCAUUGCUCAAUCCUAUGAUUUACACGUUCAGAAAUAAAGAAAUGAAAAAUGCCAUUAGAAAAACAUGGAACAGAUUUAGGAUGGUCUCUGACAAAUUUUAA